This is a messenger RNA of Sipha flava (yellow sugarcane aphid), 2398 nucleotides long. Its product is annotated as CCR4-NOT transcription complex subunit 2-like. The record is from RefSeq and is a predicted model, not a curated record. NCBI's taxonomy places the organism in Eukaryota, Metazoa, Arthropoda, Insecta, Hemiptera, Aphididae. Gene Ontology annotation, cellular component: P-body; CCR4-NOT core complex. Gene Ontology annotation, biological process: regulation of stem cell population maintenance; nuclear-transcribed mRNA poly(A) tail shortening; regulation of DNA-templated transcription. The transcript is spliced from 7 exons. Bases 887 to 2278 code for a protein of 463 amino acids.
CCCACCAAUGUUAUUGAGUUUGUUCCAUUGUAUAGGUCUACUCGCGUACGGCGGAUUCACCAAGUCCUCCGUGUACAUUAUUAUAUCAACGAGCGUUACCGUCCCGCACCCCUCAGAGCCGUCACCGCCGUCAUCAUCAUCGCAGCCUUCACCACCGCCACCGCUGCCGUACGACACAAGUGUCACCACCGCAACGGCUGCUGUUGUUUCGCGCGAUUCAAGCCGACUGGUACCUCUCACACGUACCGUUAUUAUCAGUACUACUUGCUAGGUCUCUUAUUUUCUCGAAUUUUUUUUUUUUCGUACACUUUAAUUUUCCGUCUCCUUUAUCAUUGUCGACGAGCACGACGCGAUUGCGUUGCACACACUCGCACACUUGUGAUCGUGUAUACGCCGCCGCCGCCGCCAUCAUCAUCAUCGUCAUCGUCGUGUAGAGUCCUUCCGCGUUCCCGUUUGCCGUCCGACAUUUUCCCGCGUCACACGCAAAGCGCAUACCGUUGUCUUUUGACAGCCACGAGUCUUGUACCUGCCGUCGACAAAUCGCGCGCCAUACGGACGUUUGCGUGUGUGUGUGUGCGCGUGCGUGUUUGUGUGUGUGCGCGCGUGCGAGUUUGUGCCAAAACGACCGAGACGACGACAAUAACAACAACAAUAACAUCGACGACUACGCGACGGUAGCUAGCGUUUGAUUCGUGUAUUUGUUGUGUUUGCGCUCGCGCGCCAUCAGAUAUCAUGUCGAACAUCAUCGGACAUCGUUGAACAACGGAUUCAGCAGAUUUUCCAAUUCCGAGGCCUCCCUCGAGAGCAAGCUGAAUUUAACUCGUGUGCUUAGGCACAUUACGAAGUUAACAACAGGCGCAACAGUGGCUACCGCGGCAGCAAGCCAAUGUUUACACCGCAACACCAACAGCUGUCGCCUAAUCGGGCGUCAAUCAACAUGCAGUCGCCCCAGGCCAGUAACUUAUCGAGGGGUAUAUUUCAAAGAGGCGGGUUUGCGACCAACCCAGGAGCAGAUAGGCGAAAUCAUAUGCCGGGUAUUACGUCACUCAUGCAAGAAUGGAGUUUGACAUCAUUGGCGAAUAACGCAAUGAAUAACUAUGGUGGGUCAAGUUCAAGUAGCAGUAGAUCUACGUCUGGCUACAACUUGUCCUCCCAACAUGGUUUUCAUUCGACAUUCGGUAAUAAUCAUGUUGACAAUGUCAAUGCAGCACCUCCUAUACUGGACCCGUCCGAGUUUCCUUCCCUCACAACUGGACGUAUAUCUGGCAGUGGGCAAGGAGAUAAUAUCGGUGUUCUACAUUCCAGCACGAUGCCUGCAGGAAAACCUUAUGGUAAACAUUCACCAUUCAAAUCAUUUGAUCAGCUGUUUAGUAUGGGAAUGGUGAAAGCACCGACGUCCGAAACGAGCGAAUUUACAAUGAGUAGUAAAGACUUUCCAGCAUUGCCUGGUACGCAACCUCUCAGUGUUACAACUACCUCGUCUACGACAACGGAUCCAAACCAACAAUCCUCAACAACAGCUUCUGGCUUGACAACCAAUUCAUUAGAUCAGAACAGCUUACAAUCAUCUAGUGACCAUUCGUCAGACCAGAGACUGAACAAUCUGAAUAGCCAAACGGACAACAAUUCUCAAGAAAAUGGGGACUCAGGAACUAAGAAAGGAGUGCAAACAUCACCUGAUGGUAAAGUAACUAACAUACCCGGAAGUAUGGUACGUGAUCAAUUUGGUAUUGUUGGUCUAUUGACGUUUAUCAGAGCUGCAGAAUCCGAUCCUAAUUUGGUGUCAUUGGCUCUUGGGCAAGAUUUAACUGCACUAGGACUGAACUUGAACUCACCUGAAAACAUUUACCCAACUUUUGCUGGACCUUGGGCAGAUGCUCCAUGUCGGCCGCAAGAUGUAGAAUUCCAUGGGCCUCCUGAGUACAUUAUCAACCAUGGUAUCCGGGAUAAGUUAGCCCAAGUCAAGUUAUCUAGGUAUAAAGAAGACUUGCUGUUCUAUCUCUUUUACACUAAUUAUGGUGAUGCAAUACAAUUGGCAGCGGCUAAUGAAUUGUACUCUCGAGACUGGCGUUAUCACAUGGAAGAACGUGUAUGGAUUACACAAGCGCCUGGAUUGAGUUUAAUAGAAAAAACUAGUACGUAUGAACGGGGCACAUAUUAUGUGUUUGAUGCGCUCACGUGGCGCAAAGUGCCCAAGGAAUUUUUAUUGGAGUAUAGCAAGUUGGAAGGUCGACCAACCGUACCAAAUGUGCCGCUCACCACUCCUAAUCUACUUUGACACAACGAGCACCGUCGGGGCGUAGACGCACUGCCAACAGCGACCGAACCUGACGUACACCAGCCCGCGACGGUCAUACUCAAUGCAGCCAUCGUCAACUCCUAAAAAGCCCUCCUCACC